This is a messenger RNA of Pungitius pungitius (ninespine stickleback), 2881 nucleotides long. It is a transcript of the gene dusp11, whose product is annotated as dual specificity phosphatase 11 (RNA/RNP complex 1-interacting). The record is from RefSeq and is a predicted model, not a curated record. Gene Ontology annotation, molecular function: polynucleotide 5'-phosphatase activity; protein tyrosine/serine/threonine phosphatase activity. Bases 1263 to 2513 code for a protein of 416 amino acids. Gene Ontology annotation, biological process: dephosphorylation. NCBI's taxonomy places the organism in Eukaryota, Metazoa, Chordata, Actinopteri, Perciformes, Gasterosteidae. The transcript is spliced from 10 exons.
CUCAGUAACUGUUGUAUAACUUCUAAACACUUUAUCUCAUCUAAAGUAUAUCAGCUGAAGGCUGAACCUUUUGAUUCAACUGGUCUUCUUUGCUAGAAGUACUUUCUGUUCAUCUGGGCUUAAACAUUUCUGUUCCAGUUUCACUCUUUCAGACAACAAGCAUUCAGAGAGCAAAUAUCUUUAAGUAAAGUACAAGAUCUAAUAACAAUAUAUAAACCGAUACAUGUAAAAGUACUGUGUUCAAAUGAGAUGUAGAACAGUACAAAGUACCUUUUAAAUGUAGCAAAUCAGAGAGUUAAAAAAAAAUACCAUCCAUCCACCUUCAAACUGCUUAUUCUUCAUAGGGUCGAGAGACAGGGUACACCCUGGAUUGGUCACCAGCCAAUCCCAUUCAUAUCUACACCAUUUAACGCCCCCACAGACGCUCAAAGUAUGUGUCAUUUGGUCGGCCUUUUCCUCCUGAUUCAUCGACUUGGGCGUCCUGUUCUGUCGAAGGACGCAGUCCUGCAGGAGGACAUGUCUGAUUCAUCCUACAAGGCCCAGCAAAUCCCAUCAUGCAGUGCGGGCCGACGAGGAUUUCAUUCAUCCGGGUGGAGGCAGGUGAGCCGACAGCGAGGGGAGCGUCACAUCUUUGUUCAUAAAAACACUCAAGUCAUGUGAUGUCACUGAUGUUGUGUUUUAAAUACACAUAAGACGUGAGAACAAAGUGCUCUUAGUUACAACUCCUUUUGCAAAGGAUGGUCCAGUGGUUCCUUUGCUAAAGAAUUGAAUGGAUUCCAACAGCUCUUACUGUGACACCACUUCACUUCACUUCAUGUCACUCAGUUAAGAAACUCCCAAAGGAAAAACGACUCUUUAAAUCCAGCCUUGGAUUCCCUAAACAACACGGUUUUCGACACCUCAUGAAUCCCUCUAACAGUCUUUCUUUGACCCCGUGACGAUUUCCACUAAGGUCACGACAAAGUGGUUCGGUAUAAAGGUUGAGAGGUAAUAUUUUUGACACUUCGAAUCCAGCGUGAAAGGUCCUUUCUCCUUCACGCGAUGGCCCUUUGGUGGCGGUAAUGCGCCUACAAGAUGGUUUGCCAACCACCAAUAAACACUAGAAGAAGAAGAAGUGAUGGCGGUUCUACACGUCAUCAACACGCGACUCCUGUUUGUGGUCUAAGUUAAAUGGAGCCGCUUACUCGGAGAUCGUAUUUUUGAUUCAUCAGAUCCUCUUUUUACUUUCUUUACCUUUGAGUCAAAGCGGAGAGAAGCUGGACAUGUCCCGUCACCCAAAGAACAGAGGAGUCCCGGUGAGAUGGCUGGAUUACUCAGCAGUUGGAAAAAGACUGAAUGGGACCCGUUUCAUCGCCUUCAAAGUUCCUCUGAAGAAGUCUCUGAACCAACAGCUUGCGCCUGCGGAUGUGUUCGGCCCGUGGGAGCUGCUGGACGCUCUGAGGAGUGAAAACCAGGAGCUUGGUUUGAUCAUCGACCUGACGUUCACGACGCGCUACUACAGCCUGCAGGACGUCCCGGAGUCUUUGCUCAUCAUGAAGAUCUUAACUGCCGGUCACGAGGUUCCCAGCGACAAAACCAUCCUGAGCUUUAAACGAGCUGUAGGCGUGUUUCUACGAGACAACGCAGAUAACGACAUGCUGAUUGGAGUCCACUGUACUCACGGUCUGAACCGCACCGGCUACCUGAUCUGCAGGUACCUGAUAGAUGUUGAUGGGAUGGAUCCUAAAGAGGCAGUGGAGUUGUUCAACUCCUCUCGGGGACAUGCUGUGGAAAGACAGAACUAUCUGGACGAUCUGUUAAGUGGACCAAAGAGAAGCAAUGAGGGGAUGGAGGAGGCGGAGCAAGAGCCAAUGAGAGGUCUCGCUUCACAUCACCGCCGUUCCACCCCGCCCAUUAAAGACCACAGCAGACCUUUUCCUCCAAGAGGAGCAAGCCAGCGCUCACAGCAACACCAUCUAAACUUUGCCAGUCCACCUAUGCGAGCAUCUCCACCCUCUUAUCAAUGGAGGUCCCCUCAUACUGACCGUCAGUGGAGGAGUCCCCCUUGCUCAGAGGAGAGUAGGUCCGGGUAUGCUCAUCCAGAUCACAGGAGGGCAAGAUAUCGUCCUCCAGAGGACAGCAGGUCCAGAUAUGCUCCCCCAGGAGACAGCAGGUCCAGAUAUGCUCCUCCAGGAGACAGCAGUUCCAGAUAUGCUCCUCCAGGAGACAGCAGGUCCAGAUAUGCUCCUCCAGAGGACAGCAGGUCCAGAUAUGCUCCUCCAGAGGACAGCAGGUCCAGAUAUGCUCCUCCAGGAGACAGCAGGUCCAGAUAUGCUCCUCCAGGAGACAGCAGGUCCAGAUAUGCUCCUCCAGAGGACAGCAGGUCCAGAUAUGCUCCUCCAGAGGACAGCAGGUCCAGAUAUGCUCCUCCAGAGCACAGCAGGUCCGGAUAUGCUCCUCCAGGGGACAGACGAAUAGGUCCUCCUUCUCUCCCUCGUUAUUCAGCCUGCUGGACUAAUGAGUCUCUCGGUUGAGACUGAACACUCCACACAGACAGGAUGUCAUUCUUCAUGGUUCUGGUGAUGAAUUAAACUCGCAGGUCCAAAUGUCGGUCCAUAAACAAUAUACAGUCCUCAAGCGGACUUUGCUGUAGUGAGAGAUGAUGCAUCAAGAAGGGUUAGAGAGUGAAGAUAAACUUCAUCCUAAAAGAAGUGAAAUAUCAUGAAAAACACACUUUUUACAGCCUGCUUUUGUCCCUUUAAUUAUUAUUCUGAUUUUAUUCUCUAUUAGUUGCUUGUAUAUGUAACAUGGUUUUAUAAUGUGCUUAAUAAAAGACUAAAAUCAUCCAAAUUGGACCCUUUAGUAGUAGGGGUUACCAUUUGGGGGUUAGGCACUGCUUCAA